AUGAUAUCCCCAAAGAGACUUGCUGCGAUGACGAGGAAUUUCGUUGCAAAGAAGAAGAAGAAGAAGAAGAGCGUAAGUUGGUUGUUUGGAACAUCAACGACAACAACAAGAGCAGGAAAGAGAGACCACGUUGUCGUUUACAGCAGCGACGACAAGCGUUUUGAGUUGGCGUUGAAAUAUAUGGGAAGUCUGCUAAUAUUGGAACUGGUGAGAAUGUCGACGGAGAUGGAGGCAGUGGACGGAGACGGAGAUGGAGAUGGAGAUGGAGAUGGUCAUACUACUAUCAGGUUGGCUUGUGAGAGUUCCAUCUUGGAGUAUGUCAUUUCUUUCAUUGACAAGCAUGAUGGGUAUGUCGAUGAAGAUACACAGAAGGCUCUUCUCAGCAUCUUCGUCUCAAAUAUUGGUCACACUCACCACCAGAGCCACACUUCGUGA
This is a messenger RNA of Humulus lupulus (European hop), 435 nucleotides long. RefSeq names its product auxin-responsive protein SAUR68-like. NCBI's taxonomy places the organism in Eukaryota, Viridiplantae, Streptophyta, Magnoliopsida, Rosales, Cannabaceae. Gene Ontology annotation, biological process: response to auxin. The coding region runs from base 1 to 435 and encodes 144 amino acids. The transcript has a single exon. The record is from RefSeq and is a predicted model, not a curated record.